Nelumbo nucifera (sacred lotus) is the source of this 1113-nucleotide messenger RNA. Its product is annotated as putative pectinesterase 63. NCBI's taxonomy places the organism in Eukaryota, Viridiplantae, Streptophyta, Magnoliopsida, Proteales, Nelumbonaceae. Gene Ontology annotation, biological process: cell wall modification; pectin catabolic process. The record is from RefSeq and is a predicted model, not a curated record. Gene Ontology annotation, molecular function: pectinesterase activity.
AUGGCCGGAAAGGUGACAUCCAGUACCGCUGUUAAAGCUUUACUGCUCAUUCUUUUGAUUGUCAUCGAGGUCCCAAGUACCGCCCUCUCCCAAGGAGAAACUGAAAUAGAUCGUUGGAUCCAAAAGCAUAUUCAGGCCUAUGUUGCACGGAAAGAAGAGCUCAGAGAAGGUGUGGACACUGCUCUCGAGCCGGCUCUGAAGGCUGCCGAGGCAAGUCGAAGAGUGAUCAAGGUGAGGAAAAAUGGCGCCGGCGACUUCAGGACGGUGACGGAGGCCAUCAGUACUAUUCCGGCAGGGAACACCAAGAGGACCAUCGUGUGGAUAGGACCCGGUGUGUUUGAGGAAAAGAUCAAGGUGAAUAGAUCGCAGCCCUUCGUUACGUUCUUUGCAUUGCCCAAGGACAAGCCGACGUUGGUGUACCAUGGGACAGCCAAGGACUACGGGACUGUGGAUAGUGCUAGCGUUAUCGUAGAGUCUGAUUACUUCAUGGCCGUUAAUAUCAUAUUCAAGAAUUCUGCACCGGAGCCUGAUGGAAAGAGAGAAGGAGCUCAGGCAGUGGCCAUGAGGAUCUCCGGCGACAUGGCUGCGUUUUAUGGAUGCAGCUUCAUUGGAUUCCAAGACACCUUGUGCGAUGAUAAAGGCAGGCAUUUCUUCAAGGACUGUUACAUUGAAGGCACCGUUGAUUACAUCUUCGGCAAUGGCAAGUCUAUUUAUUUGAACACGGAGCUACAUUCGGUUUCUAAUCGUACCGCCUUUAUCACGGCACAAGCAAGGGAGAGGGUAGAUGACGACAGCGGGUACAGUUUUAUUCAUUGCAAAAUUACAGGUAAUGGAGAAACUUAUCUAGGUCGGGCGUGGAAAGAUAGAGGUAGGGUUGUGUAUGCUUACACUUACAUGGGCACUCACGUCAAAGCUGAAGGCUGGUCCAACUUCGGAGUAGCAAGCCGUGAUAAGACUGUUUUCUAUGGAGAGUACGAGUGCAAGGGUCCAGGGGCAGCCACGAAGAGACGUGUGCCUUUUGUGAAAUUACUAACCAAACAAGAAGCUGAGCCCUUCUUGAGUUUGACCUACAUUCACGGCAUUACUUGGCUUCUCCCUCCUCCCGUACUGUAA